Molecule: messenger RNA, 1401 nt
Organism: Gamsiella multidivaricata
Lineage: Eukaryota; Fungi; Mortierellomycota; Mortierellomycetes; Mortierellales; Mortierellaceae
Exons: 7
Coding region: 1-1401 (466 amino acids)
Molecular function (GO): protein binding
Source: RefSeq, a predicted model, not a curated record
AUGGAGAAAGCAGGGAAAAGGAUUGAUGAAUGGGCGCGGACCUUCUCUAAAGGCAACAAGAAGCCCAUGGCACCCAGAGAAUAUCCGCCUAUGCGGGUAAAGAAGGAUAUUGUGCUCCAGGAUAUCAAACCAAUACCUGACCAGCCAAGUACGAACCCCAAGACCGUUUUAGUGGCGCACGAGCAACUGGAGGAUCUUUCCUUGGAACCAACGCUGGGCGGUAAAGAGAAGAAGAAGGAUGAGACCCCUAUGACAUCUCGCCCCAACCGUCCGACGGAAACGAAAGAAUCAACAGCACCCAAGUGCUCCCCUGCGGAAAUCCAGGCUGCCAAUAGUCAUAAGGAAAUGGGCAAUGAGUACUAUAAAAAAGGACAAUGGGAGAAAGCCUUCGAGUGUUACUCGGACAGCAUGUAUCUCGAUCCACACAACUCUGUUUACCCAAUCAACAGGGCGAUGGCGUUGUUGAAACUCCAGAGGUUUGCGGAGGCCGAGCGCGACUGCACUCUCGGGUUGAAACUCGACAGUAAGAACCUGAAAGCGCUUUGGAGGCGUGGCAUGGCCCGCCGGUCUAUCGGAAAUUUUAGAGAAGCAAAAGAGGACUUUGAAGCGGGCUUGAAGAUUGAACCCGGUAAUAAAACGCUGAAAGAGGAACUGGCCAAACUGGAGCAGAUGCAAAAGAAGCCAACAACAACACCGCCACCAGCAUCAAAACCGGUCCCGUUGUCGACUCCAAAGGCUCAACAAACAAAAGUGGUGCCCGCUCCAUCGUCAGCGAAAGAGAAACUUGCAAUUCCGGUUAUUUCCAGCAAGCGUGUGCAAAUCAAGGAAAUUGAAAAUGAUGAGAGUUCGGAGCUCUUCGAGUCAGCAGCUGCGAAAACUUCUACAACCUCAACCACUAGUAUCCAGGCUACAGCACCUGCUGCACCAUUAAACCCAACAUCUUCGACCACAUCUGCAGCUGGAACACCAGUAGUAUCCAAGGCUCCCUCUAGUUCAGCAUUGACUUCGCCACAAGCAACAAGCAGUAAUGUCAAUAUGUCGACGCCGGCGACUACUCUGGACUUCCAGCGCGACUGGAAGAGCUAUAGCAAAAAUAGCGGACUGCUCUAUCAAUAUAUCAAGCUCAUCCAACCGGGGAUACUGCCAACCCUCUUCAAGAGCUCCUUUGAAUCGGAUUACCUGGCCUCGAUGCUCUUCAUCUUCCGAGAGUACUAUAUCCCAUCUGAGGAACCACAGCUGCUCUAUCGAACCCUUGUGAAUCUUGCAAAAGUCCAGCGCUUUGAUAUGACGCUCAUGUUCAUGUCGGGCACCGAUAAGAAAGGUCAUCUCAAUGAUCAAGCCGUUUAUAACCAGCAAGACCUCGUAACACUCGCAUCCAAGUUCAAAACCACCGACUAUUAG